This is a messenger RNA of Dama dama (fallow deer), 1408 nucleotides long. It is a transcript of the gene DOHH, whose product is annotated as deoxyhypusine hydroxylase. Gene Ontology annotation, molecular function: deoxyhypusine monooxygenase activity. Gene Ontology annotation, biological process: peptidyl-hypusine biosynthetic process. NCBI's taxonomy places the organism in Eukaryota, Metazoa, Chordata, Mammalia, Artiodactyla, Cervidae. The transcript is spliced from 5 exons. The record is from RefSeq and is a predicted model, not a curated record. Bases 81 to 992 code for a protein of 303 amino acids.
UGCCAGGAGCAGAGAGGGGCGCGGUUCUCAAGCUGAGAGUCCCCUGCUUUAGCCCAAGUGGGGAGGAAGGCAGCAUCGCCAUGGUGACGGAGCAGGAGGUGGAGGCAGUGGGGCAGACACUGGUUGACCCCCAGCAGCCCCUGCAGGCCCGCUUCCGGGCACUGUUCACACUGCGUGGGCUCGGGGGCCCAGUGGCCAUUGCCUGGAUUAGCCGGGCCUUCGAUGAUGACUCAGCCCUGCUCAAGCAUGAGCUGGCCUACUGCCUGGGCCAAAUGCAGGACCGGCGGGCCAUCCCCGUGCUGCUGGACGUGCUGCGGGACACCCAGCAGGAGCCCAUGGUGCGCCACGAGGCAGGGGAGGCUCUGGGGGCCAUUGGGGACCCAGAGGUGCUGGAGAUCCUGAAGCAGUACUCUACUGACCCUGUUGUCGAGGUGGCCGAGACAUGCCAGCUGGCUGUCCGGCGGCUGGAGUGGCUGCAGCAGCACAGGGGGGAGUCAGCGGUCCGGGGGCCCUACCUGUCUGUGGACCCGGCCCCGCCCGCUGAGGAGCGCGACCUGGGGCGGCUGCGGGAGGCGCUGCUGGACGAGGCCCGGCCACUGUUCGACCGAUACCGAGCCAUGUUCGCCCUGCGCAACGCAGGAGGCAAGGAGGCCGCCCUGGCACUGGCCGAAGGCCUGCGCUGCGGCAGCGCCCUCUUCCGCCAUGAGAUCGGCUACGUUCUGGGCCAAAUGCAGCAGGAGGCGGCAGUGCCCCAGCUGGCGGCGGCCCUGGCGCGGCUCACCGAGAGCCCCAUGGUACGACAUGAGUGCGCCGAGGCCCUGGGGGCCAUCGCCCGGCCUGCCUGCCUGGCCGCCCUGCGGGCCCACGUGGCCGACCCUGAGCGUGUGGUGCGGGAGAGCUGCGAGGUGGCCCUGGACAUGUAUGAGCACGAGACUGGGUCGACCUUCCAGUAUGCGGACGGCCUGGAGCGGCUGCGCUCACCCCUCUCCUAGGGCCUCCUCCCGGCCGUCUCCCAUCUUGGACUCGGCGCAUAAACCGUGUUGGAGUGAAUCAGAUCUUGCUUCCCUGUCUCCUGGCCCCUUUUGCAUCUUGAUUGCAGGCUCCCAGGGGCCACGCUGAAGUCACUUCUGCUGCUGAGCACGAGGCGGGGGGACCGAGGGGUUGUGGGAACAGAGCUGUGUUCUGGGGGGUCAGGGUGCGGUGGCCCAGCUUCUCUAGGAAUGGAAGGGUGCAGGGAAGGCACUGUGGGGAAACCCAGGCCCCCAGGGUUGAGGGUGUUGGAGCUGUCCUUUGUGGGGUGGGGAGGUGGUCCCUGGGUGGGGUGGGAUGGCUUGGAGCUAAGGGCUUAGGGAGGGCAAGCAGGUCCCAGGGACACAGCCUAGAUGGACUAUUAAAUUAUUUUUCCAAG